Molecule: messenger RNA, 2023 nt
Organism: Bombus terrestris (buff-tailed bumblebee)
Lineage: Eukaryota; Metazoa; Arthropoda; Insecta; Hymenoptera; Apidae
Product: protein abrupt
Exons: 6
Coding region: 501-1754 (417 amino acids)
Biological process (GO): regulation of transcription by RNA polymerase II
Cellular component (GO): nucleus
Molecular function (GO): protein binding
Source: RefSeq, a predicted model, not a curated record
CGUAAUUCAUAGUAUUACGCGUUAAACAAAGGCAAUAAAAAUUGACAGUGUGUGGUAUUAUAUUAAAUAUCUUGUCAUAAUCUGUACUUUCUAAAUGUGAAACAAUAUUAGUAUAAUCCAAGUUUGUUUGUAAUUAAAAAGCAUGAUAAUUUAUCUCAAGUUAUUGAUAUUUGUUCCUCCAUCUUACAUCAUCCUGAACACUUUUUGAUUCGUCAAAAUAUUUAUUUUACAAACUAUAAAUUGUAAUUUAAAAUUAGACAUGAAUUGUUUGAAAAUUAAUGAAACAUUGCUUUCUAAUGCUCGAGAAACUCUGAAAAAGUGGUGACAAUGAAGUUAAAUGAAUUUUUUAAGCGUAUGUCAUAGUGCAAUUAUUAAAAUCGUAUUGUUUACAUAACGAACAUCAGCUUCGGUGGAUUAUUUUCGUCAGAUCGUCAAAUUGCGUUUCAAUAAAGUUGUUCAAACAUUUUUAAAACGUUUUAGAAAGAAAGAAUAAAGAAACAAUGUCUGGAGAACAGUUUUCCUUAGUUUGGAAUAGUUUCCCAAGAAAUUUGUCCUCUGGAUUAUAUACAUUAUUAACCGACGAGCAGUUAGUAGACGUAACAUUAGCUGCAGAGGGUCAAAUACUACGUGCACAUAAGUUAAUAUUGUCAGUUUGUAGUACAUACUUCAGGGAAUUGUUCAAGGGAAACUCUUGUAAACAUCCAAUUGUGAUUUUAAAAGAUGUCAAUUACCGUGAUCUGUCAGCAAUGCUUCACUUUAUGUAUCAAGGAGAAGUUAACAUUAAGCAAGAAGAUAUUGCUAGUUUUUUGAAAGUUGCAGAAACUUUACAAAUAAAAGGUUUAACCACAGACACAGAAGAGAAACUUGGAGAAACUUUAACAAAGAAGGCAGGGAACUUGGAUCAAAUAUUUAACACAGAAAACAGCAGUAUUAAUUGUAUUAAUUCAGAUACAAAUGCUCCUACUUCCGAGGAACAAGGACAAUUUAUACAGAAAAACCAGCAAUGCAAAAGCCAAUUAUCAAAAGAUGAAUUACACAGUAACGAAUUCAUAGAGAAUACAAGUGUCAGUGACAUGUGUUGUCAACAAGAAUCUAAUUCAAUUCAUAAUAUACAAGAUAUACAAAAUAACAGUUCGACAAGUAUAGAAGAGGAACCAUUAGACUGCACAGCUGAUAUAAGUCAUAUAGAAUCGGCAAAGCAGGGACCACUGGAUUAUACACUUGACAUAGAUACAGAAGCAGGAUAUAAAACAUGUUUGCCUAACGAGACACUUUAUAAACCUGAAGAAAAUUUACAGACAAAAGACUAUGUACCAGAUAUGCAAUUAGUUCCCUACAAUCAGAAUACACAAACUCAUCCAUUUGGUUUAAGUAACAUGACUGGUUUUGAAAGUGAAUUUACGUACGAAACUGGUUGUCAUAGUAAAGGUCGACGAACCGUUAAAGGUAUUUCCAACAACAGUUUGCCAUUGGAAACAACUUUACGCGUUGUAUCCGAACUGGGCCCAACAUUACGUAUGGAAAGAGGUAAGGUUAUUCGAAUGUAUUCAUGUCCAUGGUGUCUUCGUCAUUUCACGCGUAAGGAAAAUCUGAAACUACAUGUUCGAUAUAUUCAUGGUCCGCUCGAAAGUCUAACAUGUAGACUUUGUGGUAAUAAAUAUAAAAACAGUAAUAGUUUACGUGUACAUUCGUAUCUGUAUCAUAAUGCUAAGCGCGACAAACCUAAUAAGUCAAUAGUGGAUGGUGGCGCAUGAAAUUAGAAGAAGAAACAAUUGACAUUGAGAUUUGUAUAAGAUUAUUACAUGGUACGUAAAUUAAAUGUAAUUGCCGCAAUUUUAUUUAUAAGAAAGGUUGUUGGCAAUUAACGAGAAAAAUGAUAAAAACCUAAUUAUUUAAUAUUUUCUAUUUAUAUUUCUUUGAUACUGUUAAGAUAACAAAAAGUCGAAAAAUUUGCAGAAAUACAAUAUUCUCUUAAUUAGACAGAUUUAGAAUCUAGAUAAGAUAACAUAUUUUAUAUAAAACA